CGCAAAAAAAACUCUAAACUUCAUUCCAAAUUCUACUCAAUCCGUCAUAAAUAAAACAUUGCAUACAAUACACAAAUAAAAUUUUUAAACAUCUUUUCUACGCAUUUGAAUAGAGGAUACAUACAAAACCCGCUUAAUCAAAACGCAAACCACCAGCCUGUCUCUGUUAUUUUCUGAUACGCCAUUUGAACUGGAAAACGCUUGUGGAUAUAUAUAUGUUCGAAAUGUGCAACUGUACCAUAGCAGGCAAACAUCUGUGGCUGCUGUGACAUUGCUAUCCAUCAGUUAAAGACAGCAUUUCGAGGAGUGGAAGAUAAAUAUCUGCCGGUAUCUUACUUUUUCGUUUCCAGGGGAUCGAUUCUGACUAGAAACUUAUCAAGGACCUUCCGAAAGAUUGAUCAGCAAUGGUGGGUCAGGUUCUAGUGAAGAACACAGGAUUUUCAUCCCAGGUCAUUAAAUAUGUUGGUGAUCAAAUUGAUGGGGAUCCACUGUGGUGUGCAAGAUUCAACGCAACUAACCCUGACGCUGUAAUCCAGACACAUCUUGAUUUUUUUGAAGAGGGGGCUGAUAUUAUCGUUACAAACACUUAUCAAGCAAGCGUUGAAGGCUUCAUGGAACAUCUUGGAUUAACGAAAGAAGAAAGCAUUGAUUUACUGAAGAAAUCAGUUGGUCUUGCGCAUACAGCACGUGAACGAUUUCUAACGAAGAAUGGGAAAACAUUGAAAGAAGCAAACGGUUUCCCAAUGAUUGCUGCUUCUAUUGGUCCAUAUGGUGCGUGCCUACAUGACGGCUCUGAAUACACUGGUAGCUAUGCAGACACAGUUGACCCAGAGCUAAUGAAAAAAUGGCACAAGGUUCGGAUCGACGCCUAUCUAGAAGCAGGAGUCGAUCUUUUGGCUAUUGAAACAAUUCCAUGUAAGGUUGAAGUUAAAGCAAUCGCAGAAAUGCUUUGCGACGAUUAUCCGAACGUAAAAUUCUGGCUUUCGACUCAAUGCAAGGAUGAUACUAGCUUGGCGCAUGGUGAAUCAUUUGCAGAAGUUUGUACGAUGGUUUGGGAAUAUUUGAAGUUGCGGGGCAAAUCCAACAACUGUUAUGGCAUCGGAGUUAACUGCGUCAACCCGAAGUUCGUCACGUCCCUAUUCAAAUCUGUUAAUGACAACAAACCAUCAAAAGAACAGAUCCCCCUUGUUGUAUAUCCAAAUAGUGGUGAAACAUAUGAUCCAGAAGUUGGCUGGGUAAGAAAGGAGAACAAUCCCCCAAUCCAAGAUUAUAUACCCGAAUGGGUUCAAUUGGGCGUUAAAAUUAUUGGAGGAUGUUGCCGAACCAAUUCGAAAGAUAUUCCGAAAUUUAAGGAAAUCUUGGAGAGGAUAAAUUGCUAAACUAAGAUUUGGAAUUUCAGAAAACAAUUUACGCAGUAGUAAAUUGUGCUCAAAAGAGUUAAGCUGGUACAUAACCAGCUCUCAGUAGAUUCGUAGGAUGUUCAAGCAACAACAAAAUAUCUUUAAUGUCCUUACUACAAGAAACUGACUGACUCUGGACACCGUUGCGAUCUGGUCAAUUGGAUUGGGAUAAUGAUUGGUUUGCGAAAUUUAUGAACGAUCGGCGAUAAUGGCAUAAUUAAAUUCAAAAUCAUCGUGAAAUAUAAACGAUAUAUAAGUCGAACAUAAACGGGAAUGAAUCUCCUUUUCAGUUAAAAACAGUUUGAAGGCGAGUACAAACAUCUGUAAUAUUGUUAAGAGGGUAAUCCAAUAAAGUACU
Messenger RNA from Hermetia illucens (black soldier fly), 1758 nucleotides. Its product is annotated as homocysteine S-methyltransferase 1-like. Gene Ontology annotation, molecular function: zinc ion binding; S-adenosylmethionine-homocysteine S-methyltransferase activity. Gene Ontology annotation, biological process: S-methylmethionine cycle. The record is from RefSeq and is a predicted model, not a curated record. The transcript is spliced from 7 exons. Bases 405 to 1379 code for a protein of 324 amino acids. NCBI's taxonomy places the organism in Eukaryota, Metazoa, Arthropoda, Insecta, Diptera, Stratiomyidae.